This is a messenger RNA of Aspergillus heteromorphus CBS 117.55, 1187 nucleotides long. Its product is annotated as SDR family oxidoreductase. The transcript has 4 exons. NCBI's taxonomy places the organism in Eukaryota, Fungi, Ascomycota, Eurotiomycetes, Eurotiales, Aspergillaceae. Bases 444 to 1187 code for a protein of 247 amino acids. The record is from RefSeq and is a predicted model, not a curated record.
CCCAGAUAGACUAAAAGUCUUGGAUAUUUCAAGAAAGAACAAGUUUCAAGACAAUCAAAUUAAUCUAUUACGUGUUACGUGAUUACUGUUGGCGGUCUCUUACCCGAUCUGGCUAGCGAGUGAGUCAGCGGGCUAUAUACCUCUCUCUCUCUAUCCACAAUAAUCAAUCCAUCCAUUGCCGCGACACACCCCUCUUUCCUACUUUCGUAUAGCUUCAUUUUCUGCCCAUGGGAUCCAAUGAUACCAUGCCAAGAUGGGGCCGUCGGUCCGGUGAGACGCUUCGGUGGGACGCCUCAGUCACCCAAGUCCAUCAUCCGGACUAGCACGCAACGAUAUAAAUCCACAUGUUGCCCAGGAAAAUGGGGCUACUCUAGUAUGUCACCAAGUAUCCGCAUACCCGACUCCCUCAAUUACCGAAUUGCCAGGGUGCGGCACAUCUCAAGAUGAAUCGCAUCAUUCUUGUCACAGGAGCCAAUCGAGGCAUUGGAAAAGGCUUCGUAGCACAAUAUCUUGCCCAGCCAGAUACCACCGUCAUUGGAACCGUCCGGGACACCUCAUCUGAGAAAGUGCAAGACCUCACCACGCUGCCCAAGGGCCCUGGCUCGGAUCUGAUUGUCGUGGCGCUUAACGUCGACAACCCGUCCAGCGUUACGGAGGCCGCGUCCGUUCUCCAGACGCAGCAUCACAUCGAGCACAUCGACGUUGUGAUUGCCAAUGCGGGAAUCUGCAACCACUGGGGCCCCGUGCAGGAAAUGACGGACUCGGACGUGCUUUCUCACUUUGAAGUAAAUGCACUGGGUCCGCUCAGAAUGUUCAAAGCCAUGGCGUCGUUGUUGCAAAAAGCCAGUGCUCCCAAAUUUGUCUAUAUCUCGACGCUCCUGGCGAGUCUCCAGGCCAUUGAGCAGGUCCCUUCGUUGACUACCGCUUAUGGGAUGUCGAAGGUGGCUGGGAAUUUCCUGGUCAAGAAGAUUGAGGCUGAGAAUAAGCACUUGAUCACUUUGUCGAUCGAUCCGGGCCUUGUUCAAACUGAGAUGGGUAGUCGCAAUGCGCAGUUGGUUGGGCUUGAGAAUGCCCCGGUGACGGUUGAGGAUACCGUUCGCGGAAUUACAACGCAGAUCGAUGCAGCAACGAAGUCAACUACCUCUGGCCAGUUUGUUAACUACAGUGGGGAGAGGGUGCCCUGGUAG